Molecule: messenger RNA, 1739 nt
Organism: Papilio polytes (common Mormon)
Lineage: Eukaryota; Metazoa; Arthropoda; Insecta; Lepidoptera; Papilionidae
Product: lipase 1-like
Exons: 1
Coding region: 517-1692 (391 amino acids)
Biological process (GO): lipid metabolic process
Molecular function (GO): hydrolase activity, acting on ester bonds
Source: RefSeq, a predicted model, not a curated record
GGAAAAUAUGGUGUAAAGCAGGGAAGUGUAAAGAACACACGUGAUAUGAUUGAAUUAAAAGGAAUUGCUAGCGGAGUUAUCGUAAAAAUAUAAAAAAACAAACGUAUUUCCGGGAACCAUAAACAUAUCCGGGUUCAUUGAAUGAUGGCAUUUUCCUCGACUGUGAUCAGUUUCCACAUUUUGGGGAUAUGUAGUAACUAACAUCCAUACAUCCAUAACAUUAGCACUUUACAAUCUAUUUAUUAAAUCUGAUCAAAGCUGCUAAGCUGCAUUAACUACUUUCCUUGCUUUUUUUCUAUGAAAAUGUUACUUUUUGUGUAGCAAUAAAUUCUCUUAUAAAUCGAAGUCUUUAGUUUAAAUUUGAAACCGCUAAUGCACAAUUCUGUAGCAAGCAUUAUCUAAGACAGACAAAUUACACGACAUUCAUUUGUUUAAAACAAUUAACCUUAAAAAAAAUCGGUAAAAAACAUCCAAAACUACCUACUAAACUUUAUCAGUAUACAGUUAACAAUUAACAUGGCGACUUGUACAGUCUUUCUGUUUUUAAUUGUGUUCAACUUGUACGCGUUCGGUUUCGAAGAGAAACCAUUAAAUUUCGUUCAAAUUGGAAAUAAAUAUGGAUAUAAAGUUGAAGAAAUUAUUGUCAUAACCGAAGAUGGGUAUAUAUUAAAACUAUUUCAUAUAAUAAGUGUAAAAAGUGUGAAAACACCGGUGCUAUUAAUGCAUGGGAUAACCGAUUCCGCCGAUACUUGGAUCAUCAGGGGAAAUAAUUCCCUGUCUCUAACCCUGGCUGCUAACGGCUACGACGUUUGGGUUGGGAACUGCAGGGGAAAUAAAUACGGCAGAAAACAUAUCUACCUAGAUCCGGACUCUGAUGAUUUCUGGGAUUUCUCUUUCCAUGAAUUUGGAUACUACGAUUUAUCAGCAAUAAUAGAUACGGUUUUAUAUUUAACUGGGAGUAAAAAAAUAAAUUUAUUGGGACAUUCACAAGGUAAUGCUAUAUGUUAUGUUCUGACAUCAACGAGACCUGAAUAUAAUAAUAAAAUUAAUAUUUUAAUAGCUUUAGCACCGAUAUGUUUCUUACAAAACCUUCAACCACCGGUAAGUAAGAUAAUUGAAGUGUCUCCCAAACUUGAUAGGAUCGCUAAACUCCUUAACUUGCAAGAAGUGUUUGGUGAUAAUUCUCUAAUUGUUAAUAUUCUUCGUAAAUACUGUCGUAUACCGUUUAUUGGUUACAAAACAUGUAUUUUAGAUUUAUUAUUUUCGUUAUCAGGUGAUGACAUAGAUGAGUUUGAACCUAGUUUUGUUAGUACAUUUGUUGAUCAUUUCCCUGUAGGUACUUCAGAAAAAGAUCUUGUACAUUUCGCUCAAGUGAGUUUGAGAAGGAAAUUCGCUAACUACGAUUACGGAAUACAACGUAAUAUAGAAAUUUACAAUUUAACUGAACCAAUGGAAUAUAAUUUAAGUGCUGUUAAUAUAAAAGUUGCUUUAUUAGUUGGUGCAAAUGAUAAAUUGUCGACUAUAGAAGACGUGGCUUUACUGAGAGAGAGACUACCUAAUGUUGUCAAGUAUUUAGUAAUUCCCCGCAGAAAGAUGAACCAUUUUGAUUUCGUUAGCGGUCUACAUAUGGAAGAUUAUCUAUUUCCUUAUAUUUUUGACAUUUUGAAUACAGAUACAUAUACUGAAAAUUAAAAUAGUGUUUCAAUUUGCAUCAUUAUUCAUGAAGCAAUGUAAUUUAA